AUGUCGCCACCACAGAAAGAACUCAAAGGCAUCCUCGUUGCCCUCAUUACCCCCUUCACCCCUGACAAGAAGCAAAUCGACUUCAAAGCACUCGAUGAGCACAUCAACAGACUUAUCGACGCCGGUGUCCAUGGACUAGUCCCAGGAGGCAGUACUGGAGAGUUCACGGUCUUAUCUGGAGAGGAACGAAAGGCUCUACUGGAAGCAUGCGUGAAGUCAGCAGCUGGAAGGGUACCUGUCGUUGCUGGUAUUGGUGAUCUGUCCAUCGAACGGGCAGUCGAAUUCGCUGUCCAUGCUGCUCAAGCUGGCGCUGCAGCAACCAUGGUCGUACCGCCGUUCUACGACGCAUUGUCUUUGGACGAGCUGCAUGGCCUCCUCAGCGAAAUCCAUCAAUCGAGUGGCCUCCCAAUCGUCUACUACAACAUUCCUUCAGCUAGUGGGAUGAAGUUGACUCCGGAGGAGCUCUCUAGUCUGACCAAGUCUGGCGUGCAAUACAUGAAGGAUACGUCUGGAAAUGCGCCGGACCUGACUGAAUUGCUGUUCCACCGACACAACGAGAUCACGACGUUCAAUGGUUGGGACACACUCACCUUCUACGGCUUGGCAGGAGGCGCAAAAGGGUCGGUCUGGGGCGCGACCAACAUCAUCCCGGAGCUGUCUAUGGAGCUGUGGGAUGCUGUUGCUGUGCAGAAUGAUAUCAGGCGUGGGCGAGAGCUGUGGUCAAAGAUCUGGCCGGUGUGUCAUCUCCUGGAGCAAGGAAACUAUGCGGCUGCGGUGAAGACGGGGAUGGAGUUGCGAGGAUGGUCUACGGGUGGGGUGAGGAAGCCGUUUGCGCUGCUUCAGGGCGAGAAAAGGGAGAAGCUGGCGAAGGCUUUGAAGGAUGCGGGAGUGAAGGCGGUUUGA
This is a messenger RNA of Zasmidium cellare ATCC 36951, 903 nucleotides long. RefSeq lists its product as uncharacterized. Gene Ontology annotation, molecular function: N-acetylneuraminate lyase activity. NCBI's taxonomy places the organism in Eukaryota, Fungi, Ascomycota, Dothideomycetes, Mycosphaerellales, Mycosphaerellaceae. Gene Ontology annotation, cellular component: cytosol. The transcript has a single exon. The record is from RefSeq and is a predicted model, not a curated record. Bases 1 to 903 code for a protein of 300 amino acids. Gene Ontology annotation, biological process: N-acetylneuraminate catabolic process.